AUGGAUAAAACACAAAAAGGAACGCGCAUAGGGCCGCUGCCUGGGGGUCGCCGGGGCGCGUCUGGAGCUGGCGCUGGACGCGGCAGCAUGCGGGCCGCCAGCCGAGCGCGAGGAGCUGCACGAUCACCUAGCAGCCCCUCGCAUCCAUCAUCCCCACCAGAAGGCUUGGUGUCGGCUGGGUCUUCUCGGACCCAGCAAGCGGCACCCGCCGCUGGUGGAGCACGUCGCAUGCGUUGGACAAAAUCCAUGAACGAAAACGCAUUGCGGGCGUACUAUAGGGCGAAAGGGGAAGAAACUGUGGGAAUAGCGUAUAGGUCUCGGAUGCAUUGCUUUUUUGCAGAGCUGGAGCCGUCUAUCCCCGUCACGGAACAAAACCUGGCAGACCGAGUUCUACGACGUGAGGCUGUUCCCUCGUCGGAUGAGAAUGCUACGGCUGAGGAUGCGGCGCCACAAAUGGUAGAGCAACCCGCAAACGUGGAUGCCGCCGUGAAUACCCCAGUUGUGGUUGGUUCAAACGAUGAUGGAACAGUCGCCCAGGAACUGGAAUUAGAGCAUAUGAGAAGUACAUUGGAAGAGGCGAUUACGGAAACGCGCAGUACGCCUCUCGAAAAUCGACCGCGACUUCCCCGCAUAGCCCUAAGCAAGCGGAAUCGGGCUGUCGUGAGGGCUCUGAACCCAAUGCUGGUGACCUAUUUGGAAGCCAGCCGGGACCUUUGCGAGACGGACUCAGUUCUUUUUGGCGCCGCGCUGGCAGUCUGCCGUAUCAUAGGCGCCAAGGUUUCCACUGCUGGACGCGCUACUGGCCAUAGUAGCGCUAUCCCAGCAUGGAGAAGAAGAAUUGAGGAACGUAUCGCAAAGGCUAGAGCUCUCAUCGGCAGACUGAUAUGCUUCAGAUCAGGCAACAACAGGCCAAGAAUUGUGCGCACCGUCAGGAUGGCGUUUGCUGGAACAAAUGUCAGUUUGUCCCAGCCGGAUAUAACACAAAAACUGACGGAGCGCAUAGAUGAUCUGAAGCAGAGAAUCGCUGCUUGGGGAAAGCUGAUUCGGCGAUAUACCGAGAGGUCGACACGGUUCAACCAGAAUCGUCUCUUCCAGAGUGAUCAGAAGAGGCUCUAUGAAUCAUUGGAGCGACCAAUGGUAAGUGGAACGGGUCCAGCACCGAAUCAGGCCGACACUGUAGCAUUCUGGCGCGGCCUGUGGUCAGAGCCCGUAAACCACAGCGAGGGCCCUUGGACGGAAGUUGUGGCGAGUCAGUGUGCGGGUAUUACGCCCAUGGACCCCGUCAUCAUAACGCCGGAUGACGUAGCUGAGGCGGUCCGUAGGGCCCCGAACUGGAAAAGUCCGGGGCUUGACGGGCUGAAUCACUACUGGCUGAAGGGGUUCAUGGAGAACAUUUUACAAUAUCCAAAUACUGGUGCUAUUCUAGAUUUAAAAUCGCACGGAAAUUUCAUUUACAUACAAAUACAACGAGUUAAAAUAUCAUUUAUAAACCAGGAACUCGAUUAUUUGUUCUAUUAA
This is a messenger RNA of Parnassius apollo (apollo), 1518 nucleotides long. Lineage: Eukaryota; Metazoa; Arthropoda; Insecta; Lepidoptera; Papilionidae. The record is from the annotation of a GenBank genome assembly.